AUGAGUACACCAGGCAAAUCACCGACGGCCGAACCGGGCCCUUGUAGCAAAGAAGAUAUUGAUAAAAGACUCCAGAACUUGGAAGUGGACGAUCAAACAUUGUGUUCGGAUAAAAUUGAAGGACACAAAGACGAAGAAGAAGAAGAACAUCAAGAUAAUGACGAUCAAUCCGAUGAUGAUCGAGUGCUAUACUACGCGGCCAUUGAUGAUAUAAGUGCUAGGGAAACGGGUUGUAUAUACCGCUUGUUUGCCAAAUCAAUCAACCAAAGUCAUCCUCCUUACAAUCCGUAUGAGUGGCUCAAUUUUAUGGAAGAUUCAGUACGAUUUCAGGUCAAGCAACCCGUCCAGUUGCCUGCCAGAGACACAGCAUUUUGGGUUGCUAAAAACAUCUACAUAGAUGCUCACGAUGAACUUCAUGGCAAGUAUAUAAUCAAGUCCAGCUUGUUGUGGGAUGAUUGUGAUAGCAGAGCUCAUUGUUUUGAGCGUUCUCAGAGCAAUAGGUAUGCUACGACAUUGUUGGAAGCUUUUCGGCAAUCCAUCCUCAUCCAUAAACGACGAAAGGAACGCAAACGAGGUGCGAGCAACAACCUCCACCGCCAGAUCUAUUCAGAUUGUUGUGCUUUGAAGACAGCCCGUUCUGUCUAUGACGGAGCGCCACGAUGGUUAAUUUGUGAGGGUCUAUAUGAUCCUAAUACGACCCACCGUUACAUUUGGGAGUACGACUUCAACAGCCUUCCCAGGGACAAGCAAACUUGGACUGAUCACAUUAACGCAUGGGUUCAUUAUACUUAUGAGGUAUCCGGUAAUCAAACUUUGAUAGUUGGCCUGGAUUGUGACGAGCAUGGUGUUUUAACUAAUUUGGUUUUGUUUACCAAGGGAAAACCUCUACACUACGACGAGAGCGCGGUAAUGAAGGGCAGAAUAGAACAUACUUUUAUGCAUUUUCGCAAACAACAUGAGUGUAAUAAAAUAUGUGAACAUGUCGGACUGAGCAAGUUGCAAAAUUCAAAGGGAAAGGCCAAGGAUGUCAUGGAAUUGAUGUAUCUGAACAGCCCUUAA
Melampsora larici-populina 98AG31 is the source of this 1059-nucleotide messenger RNA. RefSeq lists its product as uncharacterized. NCBI's taxonomy places the organism in Eukaryota, Fungi, Basidiomycota, Pucciniomycetes, Pucciniales, Melampsoraceae. The transcript is spliced from 5 exons. The record is from RefSeq and is a predicted model, not a curated record. Gene Ontology annotation, biological process: protein phosphorylation. Gene Ontology annotation, molecular function: ATP binding; protein serine/threonine kinase activity. The coding region runs from base 1 to 1059 and encodes 352 amino acids.